Molecule: messenger RNA, 1391 nt
Organism: Daphnia carinata
Lineage: Eukaryota; Metazoa; Arthropoda; Branchiopoda; Diplostraca; Daphniidae
Product: target of EGR1 protein 1-like
Exons: 5
Coding region: 98-1363 (421 amino acids)
Biological process (GO): snRNA 3'-end processing
Cellular component (GO): Cajal body; cytoplasm
Molecular function (GO): 3'-5'-RNA exonuclease activity; snRNA binding; metal ion binding
Source: RefSeq, a predicted model, not a curated record
AUUGUUGUUUCAAACUUUGUAUGCCUGAUCUGCUCUAAGAACUUUUCACAGUCACACGUUUUUAGCCUAAAAAUUUUCAUUAUAAUCUUUCGUUGAUAUGGAGGAAAGUUUUAUGGUGUCAGUAUUUGAUGUUCAUAAGGAUAAUUUACAGUUUGUCUGGCCAAGUAUUGUAUGUUCAAUACAAAACGCGUCUUUCAUAGCUGUUGACUGUGAAUUGAGUGGCCUGGGAAGCAGAAAAUUGAUAAAUUCCCAAGCUGUUGAUGAUCGAUAUACAAACAUAAGCGAAGUUGCCAAAACACGAUCAAUAAUUUCUUUAGGACUGAGUUGCUUUAAACUGUCAGAGUGUGAAAAAACCUUAAAUUUUAAUGUGCAAACUUUCAAUUUUAUGGCAUUAUGUGCUGAAGAUUUUUUGGUUGAACCAUCUGCUCUUCAAUUUCUUGUCACACAUGGAUUUGAUUUCCACAAACAAUACUCUCAAGGUGUGCCGUAUAAUAGAGGAAAUGAUACCAGCUUCAAGGGAAAAUCAAAGAAAAACACAUGGGACAUGAGGGAUCUAUUUACUGUAAUGGUAUCAGCUAAAGUUCCUCUAGUUCUUCACAAUGGACUUGUAGAUUUGGUUUUCUUGUACCAAAAUCUUUAUGCUGAUCUGCCGACGAAACUUUCUUCUUUCAUUGCGGAUUUAGAGAUGAUGUUUCCCAGUGGGAUCUAUGAUACAAAAUUCGUUGCUGAAUUUUCACUUAGAACAAGCGCAUCGUUCUUAGAAUAUAUAUUCCGUAGCCACCAGGUGAAAAACACCAAUUUGAAGAAUUCUAGUCGCGCACAUGUGGUCUGCAAACAUACCUUAAUAGAAUCUGAUUUUAUUGACGUUUGGGAUUGUUCUCCGCGUUUGCAAAGUGAUGAAGAUUUGGAAAUUUGUCUAAAUUACAUUAAUCAUGGCUUUUGCAACACUGCGUCGAAUUGCAAGAAAUCUCACGACGUCUAUCGUGCCGCUCUGCUCGAAGAACAAAAGAAAACCAAGAAACGUAAACGAAAGGAUGAAAGCCAAAUUGUCAGCUUUGAAGCGAAUACUGUUAUGUCGGCAAUCCAUUCUCCGCGCCAAGAACGCUUCAGAGGACAUCGAGCUGGUCACGACGCAUUUAUGACAGGUUUCUGUUUUGCUUCCUUUAUAGCCCAGCGAUCAUCAACUUCGGCAGAAAAAGUCCACACCGUUUGCUGGAAGAAUCUUGUGGAUCGAAUUGUUGAUGUUCGGAAUCGUGUAUGUCUUAGUGGUAAAGACUUUCCCCUCGUCAUUCAAAAAAGCGCCUUCUCCAAAUGUUCGAAGUCUCAUUUGGAGAAAUACGAACGGCUCUUUCCCGGUUUGUAAAUUAAAUAAAAUGCUCUUAUGUUGACAA